ACUGUUUAUGUGCAUGUGUGUCGUGCCAGGUCGUGAAUAAAUGUGCAAAGAUACUAUUUAGACGACAAGAGGUACUAAUCUGAUCGUACAAAAUGGGAAAAGGAUUUAAUAAUUAUAUGUGCAAAAAGUUCUUCCAUCCAGCGUCUCGAGACAAUUUGAAACGAGUAUGGAUGGCAGAACAGCAAGCCGAAGCUUACAAGAAAAAACAAGAGGAAUUACGCGUUCAGUAUGAAAAAGAACAAGAUCUCCAUAAUAAUAAAGCUUUACUGAGUAAAGAAAGCAAAGAUAAGCUUAGCGUAAAUUUCAUGUAUGAGCCACCACCUGGAGCAAAGAAAGAAAGAGAGAAAGAAGAUAAUGAACCAGAGUACAAAUUUGAAUGGCAACGCAAGUAUAAUGCACCUAGAGAAAGUUAUUGCAAAGGGGAUAGUGAAAUUAGAGAUCAACCAUUUGGAAUUCAAGUGCGAAAUGUACGAUGUAUCAAAUGUCAUAAGUGGGGACACAUAAAUACAGAUAAGGAAUGCCCUCUAUAUAGUCAGGCUAUGAGCGUUGUGAUGGCAAAUAAUUCCCAAACACCAUCUGCUCCAGAUGCUCUCACUCUUGUACAACAAAUGAGAGAAGAUGGCCUGGCACUUAAGAAAUCUGCACUGAAUGCACAACAACAUUUACGAGUUCCCGAACACGAACAUCUCAUGGUUUCAGACGAUGAGGAACAAUCAGAAAUAACAUUCUUAAAAACUCUUUCCAAAAAAGAAAAGAAAAAGUUGUUGAGAAAAUUACAACAACUCGAAAAGAAAACUAAGAAAAGCAAAAAGAAGAAAUCAAAGAGAAAAAGCAAAAAAACAAAACGCAAAGAAAGCAGUAGCGAUACGGACAGCGACAGUAGUUGUAGCAGUACAAGCAGCAGCACCAAUAGUGUCAGCAGUAGUAGCAACGGUCGUAGCGACAGUAGUAACGAUGUUCGCAAAGAUAGUAAUAGUAACCGUUUCAUGAAUGGUAUUAAUACUAAAAAUUCUAAUGAUCACGUAUCGAAAGAAUCUAGAAAAGCACGAAAAGGGAAACAUAGAGCAGAUUCUAAGGUAUCCAAUGACGAAGGUGCGAGAUAUCGUCAAAAAGUAGAAAAACAUAAAGCAUACGAUCGAAACAGAAACAGUAAAUAUGAUUACAAGAAAGAUGGAAAACCCAAACAAUCGCAUCGACGAAAUUUAAAGAAAAGUAAAGACAGAUAUUUGGACGUUGGUAAAAAAAGAAAAAUUGAAGAAUUUGACGACGACAGAGAUUAUGAAAGGCAAGGUAAAAAACGAAUAAAACGAUCUUUAGAGUAAUCGUGUUCCGUUACAUGUUUAAUGUAUACAAUAAAUUUAGAUAAAAAAUAACAUAUACAUAAUAUGUGAGUAGAUAUGUCUCCUAAUG
Dufourea novaeangliae is the source of this 1410-nucleotide messenger RNA. RefSeq names its product corepressor interacting with RBPJ 1. Gene Ontology annotation, molecular function: transcription corepressor activity. The record is from RefSeq and is a predicted model, not a curated record. Gene Ontology annotation, cellular component: nucleus. NCBI's taxonomy places the organism in Eukaryota, Metazoa, Arthropoda, Insecta, Hymenoptera, Halictidae. Gene Ontology annotation, biological process: negative regulation of DNA-templated transcription. The transcript has 6 exons. Bases 93 to 1322 code for a protein of 409 amino acids.